AUGAAUUCUGCCAUAGUGCAACAACUCCGUUCUCUGUUGACGCUUUCUGAAGAAGAGGCUUCUCGGCAACUUCAGUCUCUGAAUGCAAGUCUUGGUGCUCAGACCGAAUUCCAGUUCGUUGAUCCAGCCAUGCGGCAGGACAUCGCAAAGAUGAUCGAGAGCUCGAGCGACAAGCCUUCUUUACGUGCACCAUUGCUGGAGUUGAUCAGGAUACUUGCUCGCGAUAAAAGACAGUUGGACGUGUUGCUUACAGAAGCAGUACGUAGCUUCAUAAUACGUGCAAGUGGGCACUCGGAUACGAACUCAGAGGUUCUCCAAGAUGUCAUUGAAGCAGACAAGUGUUUGGUGAAUACACUAUUCAAUUCCAGUGUUAUGCGACAUACCUUCGAGGCAGAAGCGAUUCCAUUUCUACUCGAGCGUAUUUCGGCUUUCACUAAUGCAAAUUAUUCUGGUCGAUAUGAAUGGAUCAAUGAAGUGCCUGAAGAUUCACGAAAUUCGCUUUGGCUGUUUGAUUUACGUAUUGCUUUCUUGACAUCUGCACAUUCGCCAUCGAUACAGCAAUUCACCAAUGAAAUCACUGAAAUUGUGUGCAAGCUAGUGAAAGGCAAGCACUCUUCUCCGGCCAUGGAACAGCAUGCUGUGAAUCUGUUGUCCACACUGAAGCUCAACAUAAACAUGCUUUGUCCCAAG
This is a messenger RNA of Ostertagia ostertagi, 690 nucleotides long. Lineage: Eukaryota; Metazoa; Nematoda; Chromadorea; Rhabditida; Trichostrongylidae. The record is from the annotation of a GenBank genome assembly.